CAAUAAAAAAAAGCACAUUUGUAUGGAAGCAUAAUGCAUGUACUUGAGAAAAAGAAAAGGCCGCGUUUUUCGCCUCGUUAAUUCAGAAAAAAACUUUCAUUAUACUUCUUGGGAGCCCGAUUUCAUUGACGCAAACAUGUCUGUUUAACGUUCAGUUUAAUCCGUCUGUAUUUCGGUUUGGGUCGAGACAUUGAUAGAUGGCCCACUCAUGCCUUUAAGUAGCCUCAUAUAGACAGUAAUGUCAUUAGUUUAUUCGACUUUGAGCAGGCACUUCAAAACUUGCAGUUGUUCAGACGGAAAGCCCAUUCUGAUCUUUUGGAGAUCCUGUUUCUCCAGGAUACGUUGGUCUGAUGUGGCACUGGCAGUGACGCGAUGUGAGGAAAAGGCAUAACGUAGCUUGAUGUUCCAAAACAUUACAUAAAACCUAAACACUUCCACCUGUCAAAUAAUUUCAUUAUGGACGAUAUGUUAUUAAGCGUUGUUCAUUGAGGGGCAUUAAAAAGGCUUAACGUAACUAAAUGUUCCAGAACAGCGAUCAACAAAAUGUGUCGAUUUCCAUUCACUUCAGAAAUGUUGGGUGUGAAUUUCUUGUACAUUAAGAGCGUACCGAGGAAAUAACCACGAGCACUGAAGUACAUUGAAGACCUGAAAUGAACUAAUUUGAAACCAUUGCAGUGAUUCCAAUUCAGAUGAUAUGCGCCGUGACAUGGAUGGGGACAGAGAGCGCACGACUGACGUGAGCAAAUCAAAAUCCAAAUGAUGUGAAUUGACUGAGGUCAUUAUGGGAUAUAAUAAAACCGUUUCCCAAACUGGGGUACGAGAGGGGGACAAAAUGUGAUUUGCAUUUUCAAAGUGAAACAGCCCAAUACAUUUUCAAACUGACCUAUAAAUAGACAUGACAUCUUAAGUGUACAUCUUCUUCACAACAGCACUAAAAUGGACAGGAAUGUUUCGUCUAAACUAGAUACUAAGAUACUCCUCAGAACGCAUCCCUAACGUUUCAAACAGAUCCAUGAUAUUAAAUUAUGUGAAUUAGAAGCACAACACGCACCACCUGGAGCUUUUAAGUUCUAUUUCCGUGAAGAACUAUUUUGUCUUAGCAGAAAUCACGAAAUGGUAACAAAAUGUGUUGUGUAAUGACACAACUUGUGACAGGGUAUGGUAGGGUCCUAGGGGUGUGUUUGUUUGCCUCAUGUCUCUCCUUCUCCAGUUCCUCCCCAUGUCAUACCAGAUAUAUAACCACGUACUACAGAUUCAACGCUUCACUUAAUUUGGUAAUCCGUGUCGACAUGUCUCUGAAGAUCGCACUCAUCACACUUGUCCUGGCCAGCAUGCUGUCCUCUGCAGAUUUCCUGAAGUGUUACAACUGUGCUGGGGAACAAUGCACUGAUAAUCCAUUGACCUGCCUUCCAGGGUUGGAUCGCUGUAUGAAAACGGACACUCCUUUGGGAACCGUAAAGGCAUGUGGCGCUCAAGCUGCAUGCAAUGUUGCACAACAACUGAAAGUAGACUGCUGUGAGGGCGAUCUGUGUAACGGCCCUGGGACCCUUGAGAAGAUCCUCCAACACCUCUGGCCCGUGAAGAGUGGCGCUGGGACCAUUGGGAAGAACCUCCUGCUCCUGCUGGUGCCGGUGGCCUCCAUCUUUGUGCUCUCCUGAGCUGAGAGCUCCACCCUCCUCCUCCUCCAUCCUCCUCCUCCUCCACCUCUGGCCCCAGUUCAGUGCUGUGCUCUCCUGAGCUGAGAGCUCCUUCCUCCACCCUCCUCCUCCUCCCUCCUCCACCCUCCUCCUCCUCCACCAUCCUCCUCCUCCUCCUCCUCCUCCUCUGGCCCCAGUUCAGUGCUGUAAUCUCCUGAGCUGAGAGCUCCACCCUCCUCCUCCUCCAUCGUUGUGCUCUCCUGAGCUGAGAGCCCAGCACUUACAGUGGGGAAAAUAAGUAUUUGAACCCCUGCCGAUUUCGCAAGUUUGGCCACUUG
This is a messenger RNA of Clupea harengus (Atlantic herring), 1975 nucleotides long. Its product is annotated as CD59 glycoprotein-like. The transcript has 3 exons. The record is from RefSeq and is a predicted model, not a curated record. Lineage: Eukaryota; Metazoa; Chordata; Actinopteri; Clupeiformes; Clupeidae. Bases 1125 to 1658 code for a protein of 177 amino acids.